UGCGCUUGAAUUCAGCGGAAGUUGUGGCUGGGGCGCGCAGGUUUGGCUAUAAAAGUUUGCAGUCCUGACAGGGAGCGCGCAGAUUAAGACAAAGUGGUUCGGAGUGAGAGCAGCCUGCAGCAGAAAUGGCACAAGCACUCGAGGUGGCUAGCACAGAUCUGCAGUAUCAGGUCAAUAACACGGCGCACAACACGGACAAUUUCGGCUUCAAGCGACUGAUUGUCAGACGGGGCAGUCACUUUACUAUCAUUGUGAACUUCACAUCGCGGGGCUACAAGCCACCAAGUGACCAGAUCUCCUUCAUCGUGGAAUCAGUUUUGGAGGCUGUGCAGGCAUCUGAAAAAGUUGAGUUUCAACUUUCAAGUUCACCAUCUGCAAACUCAUGGAAUGCUGCCCUCAAAAACAAUUUUGGAAAUCAGCUGACCUUGUCCAUGUGUUCACCGCCCAACAGUAAGGUCGGACGCUUCUCCUUGAAGAUGGUGUGCACAACACAGGGUCAUUCCAGUCAGUUUCAACUGGGAGAAUUCAUCCUCCUCUUCAACCCCUGGUGCUCAGAUGACUCUGUCUUCCAGCCUUCUGAGGAUCAGCGCAGGGAAUAUGUGCUGAAUGAUCAGGGGGUGAUAUUUAUCGGAUCACAUAAGAACAUUGACUGGAGAGCCUGGAAUUUUGGGCAGUUUGAAGAUCGUAUUUUGGAUAGUUGCCUGAAAGUCUUGGACAACAGCAAAAACUGCCUGGAAAAUCCAAAGGAAGACUGCUCCAAACGAGGUGAUCCCACUUACGUCAGUAGGAUCGUGUCUGCGAUGGUGAAUUCCAAUGAUGAUAAGGGAAUACUGACGGGUAAGUGGGAUGGUAACUAUUCAGAUGGAAUAUCUCCAGCAUCAUGGAAUGGAAGUGUUGCGAUUCUCCACCGAUGGAAUGACUCAGGUUGUAAUCCUGUCCGCUAUGGCCAAUGUUGGGUGUUUGCUGCUGUGUCCUGUACAGUUUUAAGAUGUUUAGGAAUUCCAACCCGGCUCAUCACGAAUUUCAACUCAGCACAUGAUAAGGAGAAAGAUUUAAGAAUUGACAACUUCAGUGAUAUGAGGGGAAGAUCUGUGAACCCGACAAAGGAUAGCAUCUGGAACUUCCAUUGUUGGGUGGAGUGCUGGAUGAAGCGUCCUGAUCUGAAGCCAGGCUAUGAUGGUUGGCAAGCUUUGGACCCCACUCCACAGGAGAGGAGUGACGGGGUGUACUGCUGUGGUCCUUCCUCGCUCAAAGCUAUUAAAAAUGGAGACGUUGAUCUGAACUUUGAUACUCCAUUUGUCUUUGCUGAAGUCAAUGCAGACUCCGUGUCAUGGCUGGUCUAUGACGACGGCACAAGGAAACAGAUUAAAGUUGACUCUCGUCUAGUUGGUCAGUAUAUCAGCACAAAGGCAGUGGGAAGUGAUGAGCGUGAAGAUGUUACGCACAAUUACAAGUAUCCAGAAGGUUCUGAUGAAGAAAGGCGUGUUUACAACAAAGCAAGCAAGUUGGCCAACAUGCCCAAUGAGUCGAAUGAACCAUUCACUAUAAAACUGAAUGCCAAGAGGUCCUGUAAGAAUGGGAGUGAUUUUGAAGCCUCUGCGGUUGUCACGAAUUCAUCCUCAGUGAAAAAGAAUUGCAGGCUCUUGCUCUGUGCCCAGACCAUCGCGUACAAUGGGAAACCGUAUAGAGAAUGUGGUUGGAAGGAUCUGGAGAACUUCACAACUGAACCUCGAGAAGCAAAGACUGAGACCUUUCAGGUGCGUUACGCAGACUACAGCAAGUCCCUAGUAGACUACAACCAGAUAUUGGUCACAGCCCUUGUGAUUGAGUAUGACAGUAACAAAGUACAGGUUGCCAAAAAAGUGAUCACAGUACAGAAUCCAGAACUGCAAAUUAAGAUCAUCGGAGAGCCAGUGCAGUACCGAGAAUUGGAGGCAGAAAUUUCCUUGACCAACCCGCUGCCAGAGAAUCUGUGUGAUGGUAUCUUCCUGGUAGAGGGAGCAGGUCUCACCGAGGAGCAGAGACUUCCGUGCCCGGUUCAGUCCAUUAAGCCACACCAGGAGGUGAAGAUAAGGGCUAAAUUUUCCCCUCAGAGAUCAGGCCUGCGGAAAAUGCUUGCGUAUUUCUACUGUGACAGGCUGAAUAACGUAAAGGGGGUGAAAAACGUCAUCAUUAUACCCUAUAAAUAAGCCUGGCACCCGGAAUGAAAGGAGUGAUGCGUCUGACACUGUGCCUUUAAAAAUAAGCAGAGGCGUUGUCUCCUUAAAAAAAUACUGCAAUAAAGAAUGAUCUUUGAAUGAUAAAGUGAACCACUGCUGUGCAGUCUUGUUCCAGCUUUCUUCUCAUUCGAAGAAGGAACAAGACUUGAUGCUUUUAGUGUAGUGAUUUGUGGGGUGAUGGGGUGUGGCGAAGGAAAGAAACCCAAUAAAACUUCAGAACGCCUGUUAGGUGAUUUUUCUCCCAUGCUCUCCCUUUUGAUCGGCUGCGACGUCCUGUCAGAUAGAAGACCUGCAACACAAGGUCCCCCAAGAAAAGGCAAAAGCUUGUUGGGAAGUGAGAGAGACUUCAGCGAGGGCGGGGUGAGCUGUGGUCAAGUAGUACAGUGGAGAAAUCCACGGAUUGGGGCCGGAUCGGACAUUGUAUUUCCAUCAUUUUAUUUGGGAUUCCCAGUAUCUGCAGUUGUUUCAUUUUGUGGUCAGGAGAGUUUUCUAGAAUGUACACCGAGAGCUGCUGUAACAUAAGAAUUAUACAGAGCACUUCAACCUUCUUGUUCAUAUGGUGUUUCUAUCUUCCCCAUUAAUCAUGUCCACAUAAUCUUCUGUUCUUUGCUUAUCUCUGCUUUGGUGCCUUUAAACGAAGCCAAAAUAUAUUGUGAGCUGUUUACCUUUAUCUCAGGAAGGAUGAAUAUGGUCAGGGAAUGGGAAUGGGGGUUUAGUUCUUUUGAUGGCGUCUGGAAUGCAUUGCCGCUGACGCUGAGCUUGAUUGCAGCCCAGUAAUAUUCCCCUGCCUUCUAACCAAAGACGUCAAACCUGUGGUCUCUGUAUCUUUGUCCUGUGUUUCCUCCUUUGUGUUCCAUUUAACACAUAACUCAUCGAGAGGAUGGAGUCCCAGAUUUCAUUAGCUACCACUGCCCUGUGUUUAUGGACCUUUUUGCACAUGAGGCAACAGUUACUGAUCAACAUCUCUGCAACUGCAUUAUAGAGAUCAUUUAAAAUGUUAGAACAAUCAAAGACUGGGUCAAGGCAAUUCAUAGCACUAAUACCAAUUUAGGAACGUUAACACUGAACCAAUUGUUCAGAAUUAAAUCAGUAGCAAUCAUCUUACUUUAGCAGAGUAGACUCAAUGGGCCAAAUGGCCUAAUUUUGCUCCCAUGUCUUAUGGAAUUUUAUUCCAGGUCUAACCCAUUGGCCUGAGCAUAUAGUGAAAUUCAGCACAUUAGCACAAUGCGAAAAGCUGGGGCACUAUUUGGAAAUGCUGUCAUUAAACCUUGGUCAUUUCUUACGUUACUGUUUGUGUAACAGUAGUGUGUCCAAAGAAUGCUGCGGUUCUUUACAUUAUAUCAGUCACUGUUCAUUGGGUUCAUAUUUUUGGGCUGUGAAGUGUGUUAGGGUGUCCUGAGUUUGUAGAAGUUGAGGUGUAAGUACAAAUCCCUUCUUUCAAUCAGUUUCAGAAACUGCCCUAUAUCCACCUUUGGAAUGUUAAUUAAGGAUGAGAAUUAUGUUUCUAUAUGUUUUAUUGGGAAUAGCAAUUUCUAUAUCUGAUGUAAAUCUAAGUUUUAACUUGGCAAAGUCUUUGUAAGCCAUUCUGUUUAUUGGAUGUUUUUCUGUCUUCUUCAUCAUAAACAUUUUUAAAACAUCAUAAUGGAGUUUUGCUAAUUUUGCAGUCAAUAAAGUCUCUUACAAAGAGUA
Molecule: messenger RNA, 3908 nt
Organism: Mobula hypostoma (lesser devil ray)
Lineage: Eukaryota; Metazoa; Chordata; Chondrichthyes; Myliobatiformes; Myliobatidae
Product: protein-glutamine gamma-glutamyltransferase 2-like
Exons: 13
Coding region: 126-2189 (687 amino acids)
Biological process (GO): peptide cross-linking
Cellular component (GO): mitochondrion
Molecular function (GO): protein-glutamine gamma-glutamyltransferase activity
Source: RefSeq, a predicted model, not a curated record